AAGUGUCAAUGUCAGAUUGGUCUCGUAAAACUGUGGAUUUGCGGCUACAUUUUUAUAAAAAUGAAGUAUUUUAGUAUGUAUUCGUUACUUUUCCUAAUUCUGCUAAUAGAUUUUAGUACAGCUUUGUACUUUCACAUAGCAGAGGGCGAAAGAAAAUGCUUCAUCGAAGAAAUUCCCGACGACACGACAGUACUGGUGAACUACAAGGUUGAGCUGUUUGACCCCCGAUCCGGGGGCUUCAUGAAGUCGGCUCCCGGAAUAGGGAUGCAUGUGGAGGUUCGGGAUCCAAAUGACAGAGUUGUGUUGUCCCGCGUCUACUCCUCUGAGGGAAUGAUCUCUUUCACUUCUACCACUCCCGGAGAGCACGUGAUCUGUAUGUACUCAAACAGUUCCUCCUGGUUCAGUGGAUCACAGAUAAGAGUUCAUCUUGACAUUCAAGUUGGCGAGCAUGCAGUGGACUAUGCUAAUGUUGCACAGAAAGACAAGCUGUCAGAGCUACAACUGAGGAUCAGACAGCUCUUGGAUCAGGUCCACCAGAUCACAAAGGAACAAAGUUACCAAAGGCACCGAGAGGAAAGAUUCAGACAGACGUCAGAAAGCACAAACCAGCGAGUCCUGUGGUGGAGUCUGCUGCAGACUGGGGUCCUUCUCGGCAUUGGCUACUGGCAAAUGCGUCACUUGAAGAGUUUCUUUGAGGCUAAGAAAUUAGUGUAAAC
Messenger RNA from Aricia agestis (brown argus), 716 nucleotides. It is a transcript of the gene eca, whose product is annotated as transmembrane emp24 domain-containing protein eca. Lineage: Eukaryota; Metazoa; Arthropoda; Insecta; Lepidoptera; Lycaenidae. The transcript is spliced from 4 exons. The coding region runs from base 61 to 714 and encodes 217 amino acids. The record is from RefSeq and is a predicted model, not a curated record. Gene Ontology annotation, cellular component: Golgi apparatus; endoplasmic reticulum-Golgi intermediate compartment; COPII-coated ER to Golgi transport vesicle. Gene Ontology annotation, biological process: endoplasmic reticulum to Golgi vesicle-mediated transport; Golgi organization; intracellular protein transport.